AUGCAUCACCCCUUCAACAUUGCCAACGCCAUUUUCUGGUGGCACAUUACCUUGGCUUUUCCAGAAUUAGGAAUUGCACUACCCAACGAACUUCAUCCCCGUGCCGUAUGUGACGGAAACACAGCGACCACUCGGAGCCAGUGGUGCGACUACUCCAUCGAUACCGACUACUGGACUGAGCCAGUUGAUACUGGCGUCACCAGGGAGUACUGGCUUGAGUUGACAGACGUCGUUGUUUCUCCGGAUGGGCGACCAAGAUCUGCUAUGGCAGUCAAUGGAAGCAUUCCCGGCCCUACCAUCAUUGCGGACUGGGGUGACACUGUUGUCGUUCAUGUUACCAACUCUCUCUCUACGUCUUUAAACGGAACAUCUAUUCACUGGCAUGGUAUUCGACAAAACUUCACCAACCAGCAUGAUGGCGUAACUGCUAUUACGCAGUGCCCUGUUGCUGUCAAUGAAACGAUUACCUAUGAGUGGAAAGCAACACAGUAUGGCAGCAGCUGGUAUCAUUCCCAUUUUGGACUGCAGGCAUACCAAGGGAUCUUUGGCGGCAUUAUAAUUAAUGGUCCUGCGACAGCCAAUUACGAUGAAGACCUUGGUUCCCUUUUCCUGAACGACUGGGAUUCUCAGACUGUGGAUGAGCUCUAUCAGGAGGCUGAGCUAAAUGGGCCUCCGGCCUUGGAGAACGGCCUCAUCAACGGGACCAACGUCUACGGGGAAGAUGGAGAUGAAGCACAGACCGGAACUCGGUUCACUUUGCCCUUUACGGCAGGAACUUCAUACCGUCUCAGGAUCGUUAAUGCCGCAAUCGACACGCACUGGAAGUUCUCUAUUGACGGUCAUUCUUUGACAGUCAUUGCUGCAGACUUGGUGCCCGUGGAGCCUUAUACGACCGAAUAUGUCAACAUCGGCAUAGGACAACGAAUCGAUGUCAUCGUCAACGCCGAUCAGGCUGACGUGUCAGAUAACUUCUGGCUAAGGGCCGUUCCCCAGUCAGCCUGCUCCAACAUCGAAAGCGCCGACAAUGUCAGGGGCAUUGUCUAUUACGGCGAAAGCCCAUCGACUCCAGACACAUCUGCAUACGAGUUUGUGGACGGAUGUGAAGAUGAGACCCCAAAUCUCGUUCCGGCUGUUCCGAAGACUGUUCAGGGAGCCGAAUGGAGCGACUUCGAGGACGCCACUGUGGGCCGAAACGAUGCUGGACUCUUCAGAUGGUACCUAAACAGCACUACGUUUCUCGUCGACUGGAGUGCCCCGACACUACAAUCGCUUCUUAGCGGUUCUACUAACUGGGAGACCCAAAACGCCGUCAUCGAGUUCCCAGAAUACCAGUGGAUCUACUUUGUUAUUCAGACAACCCUCCCGGUUCCUCACCCUAUCCAUCUGCAUGGACACGACUUUUUUAUCCUCGCACAGGGUACUGGCACCUAUGACUCCUCUGUGGCGCUGAAUACUAAUAAUCCGCCUCGCCGAGACACGGCAAUGCUGCCAGCUUCUGGAUACAUGGUGAUGGCUUGGGAGACGGACAACCCAGGCGCCUGGCUUAUGCACUGUCAUAUUGGCUGGCAUGUUUCUGAGGGUUUUGCUCUGCAGUUUAUUGAGAGAGCUAGCGAGAUCCCUGCGAUCGUAGAUAGCUCGUUGUUGUCUGAUGUGUGUACAGAAUGGAACGCACACAAGGAUGAGUAUGAAAUUGUGCAGCAUGACUCUGGUGUGUGA
This is a messenger RNA of Fusarium keratoplasticum, 1716 nucleotides long. Its product is annotated as Laccase-2. The coding region runs from base 1 to 1716 and encodes 571 amino acids. Gene Ontology annotation, molecular function: oxidoreductase activity; copper ion binding. The transcript has 2 exons. Lineage: Eukaryota; Fungi; Ascomycota; Sordariomycetes; Hypocreales; Nectriaceae. The record is from RefSeq and is a predicted model, not a curated record.